Molecule: messenger RNA, 3243 nt
Organism: Apis dorsata (giant honeybee)
Lineage: Eukaryota; Metazoa; Arthropoda; Insecta; Hymenoptera; Apidae
Gene: tty
Product: protein tweety
Exons: 9
Coding region: 614-2308 (564 amino acids)
Cellular component (GO): plasma membrane
Molecular function (GO): intracellularly calcium-gated chloride channel activity; volume-sensitive chloride channel activity
Source: RefSeq, a predicted model, not a curated record
UAACAUAAAGCCGGUAAAUCAUUACACAAAAACUAUUUUUGUCCUCGUUAUUAGUCAAUGUUGCAUGGAAACAAUAUCGUGUACGACGGAGUUUCAAUGAUUUGUUUACUUAUGCUCAAAAUAUAUACGAAGUUUAAGUUAACCAUCGGCAUUCUAAUGAAAGCAACAACAAGAGACAGCGCCUCUCCCACGAGAUAAGAGAGACAGAGAGAAUGGUGGCGCUCAGAGCUGUCUUCGUGUGUACUCUCGGGAUCGAUACACAGUACACACUUGGCGCGACGUUCGUGUAAGGUUACGGUUUGUACGGGAUCGCAUGCGGGUGUGUAUGCUUCUUUCCAUGCUUGUCUCUUGUGACGUCGUUGUGUUACGUGUCUGCGUGCAUGCUCUCUAUAAGCGAGGGUGGAUUUUCGGUGUAGCUACAGAAAAAUUCAAAGAAAUUGAGAAGAACGCGUCAGACUAUGCGGGUACCUCAUGCAACGCACCCUCUCUCAAGGCGAGCGCGCCGGCAACCGUUGCUGAAAAGAAACGUGUGAGAAUGACAAGUCUCGUAGCAUGUCUUGACGAGUAGGAGGAGCUCUUCAACGGGGUUUUCGGCAGACAAGGGUUCUCCAAAAUGGCGGGCGGUCAGCAGCUUCCCGAACAGUACACGGUACCGCAGCUCGCUAAGGUCUUCCACGGCCUGCCGCACCUCAACGUCUCUCUCCACUCGGUCAACAACACCUUUAAUCCACAUUCCGAAAUCUAUCUCGAGAGCCUCGGGAUACUUGGAAGUAUCCCCGCAGCUUGGUUAAUCCUGACGUUGCUGGUGCUCCUGGUUUACCUGGUAACGAGAUGCUGCGACCGGAAGCCGCGCCCCAGGAGGUCGAUAACCCUGCUGAAGUGUUCGCUGGCCAUCCUGGCGUUGCUUUGCAGUGGAGCUGUUGCCGUCGGCCUCUACGGUAACGACGAUGUGCACAACGGUUUGGUGCAAUUGGUGGCCGCCGCGAUGAACGUCGAUGGUAUUCUCAUGGGUGUACGGAAUCAGACCGACACCAUCGAGAUUAUAUUAAAGAAGAAGAUACAACCACAAUUGACUGCCUUGGGAGAUGAAUUCGAUGCCCCUGUCAGCAAUAAAACCAUGCUCGGUUUGCUGUUGACUGCGCUGCAGAGCAUGAAGCAGAACACGAACAUCGCCGUGAACCGGAGCUUCGAAAUUCGAAAACCGCUGAGUGGAAUCAGCCUGGCCGGCGCAAUCGGGAUGGCAGUGAAAAUAGAGCAAUUAAGGUGGCCCAUCACUAUGGCCGUUCUCAGCGCGCUUCUCGUUCUCUGCGUGGUGCUGGUCGUCGGAGUUGCACGACAUUCCAGAUGCGUUCUCAUAACAUUCUCCGUAUUCGGUCUAUUUGCAGUGAUAGUCUCUUGGCUGAUGGCUUCACUGUAUCUCGCGACUUCAGUGGCCUUAGGUGAUCUCUGCGUGUCCCCAGACGGUUAUUUAACCAGAGCGGUACCGUCCACCCUAGCCUCCGAAGUUCUUUCAUAUUAUACACAUUGCGAGAAUACACGCAGCAAUCCAUUCAGCCAUAAAUUAAACGAUGGCCAAAUCGCGGCCAGCAAUAUGAAAGAAAAUAUGAAUACUGUGACUAGAUUGGCAUUAGAAUUGUUUAAGGAACAACAAUUACAACCAAAACUGAAUAGCCUUUCGAUUGACGUGAACACUGUGAGCAAGCUUAUGUCAGGCUUGACCACAUUAUUUGAUUGCAAGCCACUUCAUAAACAAUAUGUUCAUGCCGCGAAGAGCUUGUGUCAUUUAGGAUUAUACGGAUUAACCUUUAUGCUAUUGGCCAGCCUAGCUGCAGGAUUGUUUUUCACAGUAUUAGUAGGAGUGGACUCUCAUACUUGGAUCUACAUUCGAAAACGAAGAGAUUACCAUCAAGUUGACGAGCAGGAUCCUUAUCUACCACCAUCGGCAGCCUCACAGGCGAUAGCAGCUAGAACCCUUCGAGGCCAAGGGUCGUACCCGCCUACAGCCCCUUCUGUAUUUUAUCCGAAUGCUCAUGGCACUCAAAAUACCAUUAAGCAGCCUCUCUUGCUAACGCCGCCCCCGCCGUCCUACGCUACUGCGACUGCUCGAGCACGUCAGCUGCACGAGAGCAUGUUAAAAGGUGGGGGUAUUAACGGGAGCGGAGGAGGAGGGGAUCACAAAUCGUCUCAGCAUAAUCAGCAAUCGACAGGUGGACGAGCUGAGCACCGUUCUGGGCUCGGAGAUCAACCUGGCCAGUACGCGACUUUGAGCAAGCAAUGUAAAACUCUUGAAUCUAGUGACUUUUACUGAGGGCACGCCCCCGCAGGGCCCGGUAGAGAACCACCUUGGACACCAAGUGUGGCGUCCUUCACCGGUACCCUGUCUCACAAUUCUCAUGGACCUGCUCAUCUGGCAACUUUCCAAGAUUCUCGCAAAACACAGACUCUAGAUCCAAAAAAUCUAGCGAAUCUUAAAAGAGGUCCAACUCCUGCUUGGAAUCAGAAUCGUCCAUUACCACCAAAUCCUAGCAGUCAACCAACAUGGGAAUUUGAGUCUCGUUCGCAGACUAAUAUGAAUCAAUUUCGAUCCCUGGUACGAAAUAAGACACCAAACAUUCGGAUUCAAGACCAAGUGCAAGAUCAAGUACGAACGCUGGAUAGAAAUUUCACCAGGAAUCAAUUCAAUGGUACUACACAAAAUAAUGCCGUACCAAAUAUGUAUGGAACGUAUAAUCGAGCACAAUCGAGACAAGAAAACAAAUCAACGGUGGCGACGUUGAGUCAAGUACAGGGUAGCGAUCCCAAUUUGUAUGCUGUGACGGAAUUGUAAAAUCAAACGGUGUACCAAACACAUGCAAACUGCCAUUAUAUAAGAAUUUUGCAAUUCAAUAACAGAUGUAAGCUCAUUGGUAAAUUUUCAUUGAGUGUGUGUAGAAAAUUGAGAAAAACGAAAACAAAAUCAUUCUUUUUAAGAGACUCUUUCUAGAAACGUUUUACAUUUUUUUAAGUAUUAACGUGCAUAUUUUGAUAUAUGCAUUCUUAUUUUAUAUGAUAAACUCGAAGAAAAGUGGCUCAAUUGUUUGGUAACUUUUGAUAAGAAUCAUAAACAUUUACAUAUGUUUAAUCAUAAGAUUUUACAAAAGAUCGUCAUUUUAUGAGUACAAUUGAUGGAGACCGGAAACCAUAAAGAGUUUUCCUGCAAAGAUAUUCAAAAUUUUUGGGAAAUCAAAACAAAAAUAAAAAAAA